Molecule: messenger RNA, 1785 nt
Organism: Linnemannia hyalina
Lineage: Eukaryota; Fungi; Mortierellomycota; Mortierellomycetes; Mortierellales; Mortierellaceae
Source: the annotation of a GenBank genome assembly
AUGGACCCCUACAACGAUAGCGACCCUGCCUACGCAGCUACUCCAUUGGAGUCUAGCACCGCCAUCCCUACGUUUUACAACUGCCCGAAGGUUCGCUUCCAGCAGACUGGGGGAAACAGAGGUGGGCCAAACCACGCACCAGGACCAGGCGGUCACAACAAUCAGCGACCCCCUUUCCAAUUUGAUGCGCACCAUUCACAAGGACCGCUGAGGCCACUCAUCCCACCAGCAGAGUUCUUGGACCAGCAUCUGGACGUCUUUCAGGCUUCCUCAUACGAGAUACCUCCCAACUGCCUCGAAAUCAAGUCUGGGCGACCAGAGGCGGUGGAUUUGGACCUCUUCUGCAUCAAAGGAAUCGUCGAUAAUCUUGUUGAAAGCAAGAAAAAACUACGAGCAGUUCCCCAGGACGUCUUUGGAAGAGCUCGUCAGCGCUGCAACCCUUACGAGCUUGUGGGCUCAUCAAUCUUCAUGAACCGAGCGUCGGUAAAAUUGGCGAGUAUCGACUCCCAGUUGGCGUUGACCGCGACAAAGGAGGAUCCCUCGAUCGGAAACGAGAGCGAAGGAAACGAGAACUCCAAGAUAUUUCGGUUCGCGGAUUUGUGUUCAGGGCCCGGAGGAUUCUCAGAGUACCUUCUCUGGCGCAAGCAUACAUGGGGCGAACGCGCUCGAGGAUGGGCCAUGACCUUGAAGGGCGACCUGGAUUUCCAAACGGAAAAGUUUCACAGGGAUGCUGCAGUCCAGGACAACCUCAGGAUCUUUUACGGGAGAGAUGGAACUGGAGAUAUUCUAAACCAGGAAAACAUCGAUGCAUUUGCUGCCUUGGUGGAUCAGCAGACGAACGGCUUGGGCGUGGGGCUGGUAUCGGCCGAUGGAGGAAUAUCCGUGGAUGGAGACGAAGCGGUUCAGGAGACGCUACUACAGCGACUGAUUCUCUGUCAGAUAUUGACCAUGUUUAUGACACUCCAAAAAGGUGGCGACUUUGUGGUCAAGAUUUUCGACAUCUUUACGCCUGUAACCGCAGGACUGGUCUGGAUAUUGUCAAGGAACUUUGAGAAGAUCUGUGUCAUGAAACCUUUGACGAGUCGGCCCAUGAACUCGGAGCGAUAUGUUGUAUGCAGGCACCUGCUGAAGCGUCAGCCCUCCCAGGUGAUUGAACAUCUGAAAGCGGCCAACAGUCGGUACCAGCAGUUGAAAGAAAAGGGACAGUCGACUGCAUCUGCAAGAAGCGACAAUGAAGCACCAUCGUCGACACUGGAUUCAAUCAAGGAUGAUAUCAACCACAUCGUGGACCUUGCCGUCUUGACAGGUGACUCUCAUUUUAUGGAGUAUAUCAAGCGUAACAACAUGAAGACGGCUAUUCGCCAGACGGAGGCGUUGGAUGUGUUCCUCAAAUAUGUGAACGAGGGACUUCGUCCAGCGUUUGACCAGGAAGCUAUCAAAAGGCUUUGUCUCCAAGAGUGGCGCAUCCCCCCUCGGCCUCAGCCAUACCACCCUCAGCAGCAGCAGCACCAACAGCAUCAUCAGCAGCACCAGCCGCGUCACCAACAAGGCCACCAGUAUCAGAACCAGCAGCAGCACCAGCAACAUUAUGGACAUCUUCAGCAACGUUCCUCUGGUCCGUAUCAAUCUCAGCAGCAGCACCAGCUACAUCAGCACCGGUCGCAGCCUUAUCCCCAACAGCCGCCGCCUGGCGGUCCCCGACGACCUCCCCCUAGCCAACGCGGGCAGCCGUCGGGUCUGCUGGACUCGCUCCUGAAUAAUAUGCAACCUAACGCGAGACGGUAG